This is a messenger RNA of Agrilus planipennis (emerald ash borer), 2884 nucleotides long. RefSeq lists its product as uncharacterized. The transcript is spliced from 4 exons. Bases 511 to 1878 code for a protein of 455 amino acids. The record is from RefSeq and is a predicted model, not a curated record. NCBI's taxonomy places the organism in Eukaryota, Metazoa, Arthropoda, Insecta, Coleoptera, Buprestidae.
CUGUUCUGCAUCUUUUCUAUUAAGAGAUGUUGAUUUUGAUGUUUGAUCUAAUAAUAAAAAGUUUAGAAAGUAAACAUUAAAACUAGUACUUUUAUAUGGGUAAAUAAAAAAUCUGUUUUAUUACAUAGUAUACAUACACAUAUAAACAGAUACAUAAGUAUAUAUAUGACAGAAGAGUUAGGAAACGUGAAUGCGAUGAAAAGGAUCAGAAAAGCUGUUUCAUGAGCACACGCUCUAUUAGGAUCAAUAACGGUCCUUACUAGGACCAAUGAAAAUUUCCACGGAAAAUUCACAGCCAAUAGGAUUUGAUUGUCGCAUUUAGAAUUUUCUCCCCACUCGCUUCAAAUUCAUUGAUAACCGUGUGGGUGAGAAACCAGGGGAAAUUUUUGUUAUAAAUAGAAGCUCUAUUCACAGGACUGCAUUUUCGUCAUAGAGUCCUACAGGUUUCAGUGAGCUGUGUGCUAAAAACGUGUUACCAGGAUUAAUCAAUUAAUAAGUGUGUACUUGUGCAUGUUUGCAUCGUUCUGCUUCACUAAAAAUAGAACAAUGAAUUUGUCACUAUCGCUGAAGCUGUUAUACGUGGUACUCUUCUUGUUUUUCUCUCCCUGCUUAACGUACACGAUGUAUGGUACGAAAAGGUAUAAUCAUGCAAGUACCGCUCCUAGGAUAAACAACCCAUCAUGGAACGUACCCGCUCCAUAUUAUCAAUUUCUUCGUACCGAACGUUAUCCUUCUAACUACGAAAUGUAUCCAUCAUAUUCUCCUAAUCAGGAAUUUGCAGAAGAGUACUAUUAUCCCCAAGAUUCAUCUUCCUCUUACCCUGUAUAUUAUCCACCUCCGCGAACUUCCAGAUACGAAGUAUAUCAAGCUGUUAUGCCUUAUUAUUAUGGAGAAAGCCCUGUGAUACGACCAUCAAAUUACGGCUACUACGGUUAUAAUCGAAAUGGAGAGCCUUUUGAAAAUCUCGAAGAUGAAAUGAUUCAAGAAGCCGAAAGAGAAGAGAGAGAAAGAUCCCAGCCGAUAGGACAAGAAGUUCUUUACGAAAACGAUAACGAUGCAGAGGGCAAUUUUGAUGAUGUCAACGCAGCCUUUCUUCAAAACUUAAUAAUGUCGCAGAUGUACAAGGAUUCAUUGCAAGCACCAAAAACUUAUUAUGAGCAGACCCCAAACAUUGAUUAUAAUUCUGAAGAUUCGAAGGAGAGGUGGGGAGAUCUUAAGGACAUACCUCUCGUUAAUACUGAUUCCCACCAGGAGGAUGAAGAUGUGAAAGAAUUAAAACAAUUAGCCGAUCCUCAAGAACGAUUUAGCAAACAAAAAGUCAACAGCAACAUUUCUCCCGAAGAACGUUACAAUUGGUUAAAGUCUGAGAGCAAUACGAGAGGAUCAAUGAAAGAUCGGAAAUUUGACAAUUUUGCCAAACAAAUUAAACGAAAUUCGGUAUCGCGAAAAUACGCUGAUUCUACAUCCGAUGACGAAUUUGCAAAGCCUGAAAAAAACAGAGUGUUUUCUUCGGGUGCAGCAUUAAGCGUAACCCCCACUCAGUCUACUCAACAUAAGUAUGUACAAGGACAAAAAGAAGAGGUAUUAGCAAGACCGGCUUCUUCUAAUUGGCAAGGAUUCAUAGCUCAGUCUACAAAUUCAGUUGUUACACACAAAAACGAUAAGAAAAGAGCACCUUCGGUUUAUGAUACCAUAAAACGUAUGUUAGAUAUGGAGAAACAACUAGAAAAGAGUUACAAAAGUAACGAAUUAAAAUCUCCAAUGAGAAAAAGGAUUGUCACCAACGAAGACAACUUAACGCAGCAGUUGUCGGUUCUUAAGAAAACGUCGUGUUUUCUUGGAAGCACUUCUGGAAGUACGUUUGUACAGGGAAAUUGAUCUUCUUUCUGAUAAAAAAUCGAGGGCAUCCUACUUCUGCCAGCAGUAUGUGGAAUAAAACUUCGAAACAGCGAUACACUUCAAUUAUUAUCGUUAUUUUUUUAAUUAAGUCAAAAUAGAAAUGCGUUGUCUGGCACAUAUCAUUUUUAUUACUAAAUUAUUUAGUACCAUAAUUAUUAUGCCAGUCUAGAUUCUAAAUUCUGAGAAAUUGUAGUACACUGCUCACAAAAAAUUGGUUGAAAAGCUUGAAAUAGAACAACAACAAGACUCUAAGUCCCAAUAGAAGGAUCCGAAGACUUAAAAAGACAUAAUUUGUAAAGUACUGACCGUUUCUAUCCUUCUAGAAGGACCUUGGAUUCCAUCAUUAAAUUUAACACAGCGAGAAAGCAAGACAAUUUUACUUUCUCAAACAUUUGUUGUUGUUGUUAUAGUUUAUUAUAACAAUAAUUAAAAACAUACAGGUUGUACUUUUUCUUAUAAUUAUAUAUGUAUAUACAGACAAGUUUAUAUAUACACUUUUCCUUAUACCUCUGCGUCAAAAUUCCAGCACAUUUAUUUUAUUAGAAUUAUUUUUAUAUUAUGUGCCGGCAAAUCGUAUGUACUAGUGUCCUACUAUAGGUAUGUCUAUAUAUAAUAAUGUAAUCAGUAUCUAUUAUACAUGCAUAUAUAUAUCUACUACCACACAUGAAAUGUACGUACGUUUUUUCUAAAAGAAUGUAUUGAAAGUAUUAUUUUUUAGUAUUUCCUUACACGUAAAAUAGACAUACACAUAUGUAAUACGAGAAAAUCAGCUGGAAUUUUGUGAAAUUGACAUAAAUAGAAACGUUUUAUGGGAAAUUUAGAGUUUUAGUGUUGUAUUAACAUGUAUAUACAUUUUAUGUUAUUUAUGUUAACAUUCCUUCUCUAUUUUAAUAUUAACAGUAAAAAACAUGUUGCAGAGGAGUAGUACUUAUAUAUUAUAGAAAAAAUCACAAGGACUGAUGUACAAAUAAUUAUAUAAUGUCAA